UUUGUGUUUCGCUAUUUUUUUUUUUGCUGUUCCGUGUGCCUGGGAAUAUUACGAAAAUUAUUUGACUUUGCCGUGAAAAUAUUGUGCAUGUGAGCCAAAGUUCUUUUUUUUUGGCAUAAAUCAAGAAGGAGAGAACGAAAAGCUGCCAAGAUGCUCAAGUGGGCUGUCAACCAGCCUCGUCCUUCCUACCUGAACAAGGCUUCCGAUGCUGCUUCCACUUCCCCCACUCCCUCCUGCUCCCCAUGCCGUUCCCCCACUGCGACGCCCUUGUUGAUGCAGCGCGUCAAGGCGAAGCGUCACUGUCCGCUUGGCCUGGGCAAGGAGAACAUCGAGCUGACCUCGACCUCCACUCCAUUGCCAGCUGCCUCGACACGGACGCCACUGCUCAGAGAUCUGAGCAACAUCAUCAACAUGUCGCCACUGCAGACCACCACUACAACCACAACCACAACGACUCCUCAGGUGCAACGCUGCCGCAGUCAGCUUCAGCUGAAGCCAACAACGGUCUAUGCAUCCACGCUGCCCACCUUUGAGGCGGAGUAUUCGCCCAGCUACAGGACGAACCAGGAGAACCAGAGCAACAACAUCAUUCCAGGACCUCUGCUCGCCCUGCGUGGCAUCGGCAUCCCCGACAGCUACUUCGAGAAGCCACGCUACCUCGAGCAGAAGUCCAUUCCCCAACCCUUGCCCUCCGUCUCAACAGAGGCGGGAGAUGCUCCCUCAGUGGAACCCACCUUGAGUUCUACACAAAUGGGCGACGUGACGCUUGAGCGGAUGAUCGAUGCCAUUCUCGAGAGCACGCGUAAGCCACCAACUGGAUUAGGAGCAGCAGCAGGUCGUCCUAGAUGUCGCCAGCGACUGCGACAUCGUCACCAGCAUCAGCAUCAACAACGUCUCCUCUCCACUGGUGUCGUCCACUCGCCCACCUAUCGACCCGCAUUCGAUCCAGCCAGCGAUCUCCGCGAGUACUGGCAAUCAUCACCUCCAGCUCGAUCGAGCAUCAAUCCCGAUGGCUACGAGGAGCGAGAGGUGUGCUCCCCACAGCCACAGCCACAGUCAGGAUUGGGAGUGAAGCAGGGACGCCGCUCGCUGCAGCUGCAGCUGAGGAGACAGCGCGUGGUGCGACGCAAGCGGAAGAUCACCACGAAGAUCUCGUCGAGCGUUAGGCAAUCGGCGCAGAAGCUGCUCGCGGCUGCCUCUCGCUCCGCCCAGAAGAAGCUGCCACAUGCCACUUCCACAUCCAGCACUUGCAGUUCGCGUUCCAAGCAGCGCCACAUCAGUCCCGACAGCGGUCACAACUCGACAAGUGAUUGCGAAUUUGAGGCAGAGCAGGAGCUCGACUCAUUUGGAGUUGUCACAAAGCGUCGGCUGAGUUUCUCCUUUCAUGAGGAUGCGUUCGUGGAGAAAUGAGGAUUCCCGCGAGGGAAAUCUAAUACAUUUUGGCUGUCCAAAUAAUUUAUAAAACAUUUUUUUUUUUGGCACAUUGUUAUUUUGUUACUUGAAGAAGAAAUUCUAGAAAUUUUGUUUAAUUAAAUUAGCAAAUUUAUUGCUA
Messenger RNA from Drosophila albomicans, 1552 nucleotides. RefSeq lists its product as uncharacterized. The transcript has 2 exons. Lineage: Eukaryota; Metazoa; Arthropoda; Insecta; Diptera; Drosophilidae. The record is from RefSeq and is a predicted model, not a curated record. Bases 151 to 1410 code for a protein of 419 amino acids.